AUGGGAUCCUCCACUUCCAACCUGGCCACUUCAUCGUCACCAAACGCCAUGUCCUCCAAGAUUUCUCAGCUCGUCGACAGCACAAUAGACGAAAACUUUGUGACCGUGUUCAGCAAGUCUUGGUGUCCAUAUUGCAGACGAGCAAAGAAUCUCCUCAACAGCCUCGAGCUCCCAGAAGGCAAAAACAUUCAAGUCCUCGAACUAGAUUUACGCGAUGACGGAAGCCAGAUCCAGUCCUACCUCGCGAGAAAGACGGGCCAGACCACAGUUCCCAACAUUUUUAUCAACCGAGAACAUAUCGGGGGCUCCGAUGAUCUUGUGGAUCUCCACAAGUCGGGCAAACUUGUGAAAUUACUAAAUCAGUAA
This is a messenger RNA of Serendipita indica DSM 11827, 366 nucleotides long. Lineage: Eukaryota; Fungi; Basidiomycota; Agaricomycetes; Sebacinales; Serendipitaceae. The record is from the annotation of a GenBank genome assembly.